Molecule: messenger RNA, 1405 nt
Organism: Megalops cyprinoides (Indo-Pacific tarpon)
Lineage: Eukaryota; Metazoa; Chordata; Actinopteri; Elopiformes; Megalopidae
Gene: ndufa10
Product: NADH:ubiquinone oxidoreductase subunit A10
Exons: 10
Coding region: 79-1146 (355 amino acids)
Biological process (GO): mitochondrial electron transport, NADH to ubiquinone
Cellular component (GO): cytoplasm
Source: RefSeq, a predicted model, not a curated record
UUUUCGCAUCGGGUGGAGGAGGGCGAAGUUGGGGUCAAUUCGGAGCCGUAAGGAUCUGCAAAUUUUGGAGCAUAACUGAUGGCUCUACGGGUUGUUCGGUUGUUCACCCCUUCGGGUGCAGCCGUCUUCAAAGUGGGGUCCACGGUUCAGAUGGCCAGGAUUCACACCGGUGCCCCCAGGAACCUGGAAUAUGGCUGGUUGGCGUAUGUUUUGGGCGAGAGAACCAAACCAAAGUUCAAAGAGUACAGCAAGAUCAUCACUAUUGAAGGAAAUUUAGCCUCGGGGAAGGGGGCUCUGGCACAAAAGCUGGCAGACAGGCUGGGCAUGUUGUACAUGCCUGAAGCGGACAUUUACUACCUGGACAAAGUGACAGGAGAGAAGGAGCCUAUGGACACGCGGUUCAAUGGGAACUGCAGCCUGGAGAAGUUCUACAAGGACCCCAAGGCGCCCGAUGGGAACUCGUACCGCCUGCAGUCUUGGAUGUACCAUGUCCGGCUCCUGCAGUAUGCGGAUGCCCUUGAGCACCUGCUCAGCACAGGUCAAGGAGUAAUCCUGGAGAGAUCUCCCUAUAGCGACUUCGUCUUCCUGGAGGCCAUGCUCAAACAGGGCUACAUCAGGAAGCAGUGUGUGGAGCACUACAAUGAAAUCAAAGGCAUCAGCAUCUGCGAGUUCCUGCCCCCGCAUCUCGUCAUCUAUGUGGACGUCCCCGCUGAAGAAGUGCAGAAAAAACUGAAGCAGUCAGGCCAGGCUCCUCUUCAGAACGUCCCUUUGGCCUAUCUGAAGAGCAUUGAGGACUCCUACAAGAAGAACUUCCUGCCCCAGAUCAGUAAGGAAGCCGAGUUGCUGGCCUACGAUUCGGUGCAGGUGCAGGAUAUUGAGAAGAUGGUGGAAGACAUUGAGUACCUGAAGUUUGAAAAAGGACCUUGGGUGGAACAAGAUGAUGUCUCCCUCCACUACCUGCGAAUGCUGGCUCAAGACAAGCAGAGAGUCAUCAGCCUCACUUGCAUCUCCAGGUUCCUGCCUGAAGUCACUAUUGGGGCUCAUGAAUACGACAAGGCCUACUAUGACUACAGAUCGCUCCCGGGAAAGAUGUUCGCUCCAGGUUACAACAGGGACGUCGGUGACAAGUACGUCUGGCUGAAGUGAACGGAGAGAACUAGUUCUGGAGCCUCAGAGCAGGAAAAAAAACAAAAAAAACAAAACGUACUUACAAAAACCCCCAGUCUCAGAGUAUCAGCUCUUCACCUGUUUUUCUGCUCUGUGGGAAGAAUGCAAACUGGUUUGCAUCCUUGAUUGGAUACAACCAGCACGUCCUCCUCUCAGGACCAGUUGUAUGUAUUAAAGGAUAAGUUAUGUCAUAAAAAGAAAGUGUAUUCAUUAAACAAAAAGCAAAACUUUUCAAAAA